Molecule: messenger RNA, 1701 nt
Organism: Lachancea dasiensis
Lineage: Eukaryota; Fungi; Ascomycota; Saccharomycetes; Saccharomycetales; Saccharomycetaceae
Source: the annotation of a GenBank genome assembly
AUGAUUUUAUAUGGCAUAUGCGAUUGGUUCGGAUCCAUCGACUACAAUGACCUCGCCAACAUUUGCAACCGGUGCUGGCACGAACUGCAGGGCAAUCGCGAGCAUUGGGCUGUCAUCGCAUUGACUUCAAUUGUGCUAUAUAAGAUAUUGGCGUGGGUGUGGUACUACGUGGGCGGUUUUGGAUGGCUAGAAUGUUUUAGGAUGGUUAGGAACCAGACCCUAGGUCCGAUGUUCAGAACCUUAUCGUCGUCAUUUUUGCUGAGGGAUAAGGUGGACAAGGAGGUGGAAAAGUCGCUAGCUAGCCUCGAGAAGAGCCUCAUGAAAGAUGACGAUCGUUUGACGCAAUUUGCGGAGUUGCCAGCCGAUGGCUGGAGCGAUCAAGAUGUGCUCAAUGAACUAGAUUUGUCCCAGAACGUUCUGGCCCACUCAGACUGGGAAGGCGGUAAGGUCUCAGGGGCUGUUUAUCACGGGGGCCAAGACCUUAUUCGACUUCAAAGCCAGGCAUUUGAAAAAUACUGCGUUGCAAAUCAGCUGCACCCCGAUGUGUUUCCCGCGGUGCGUAAGAUGGAGUCUGAAGUGGUGUCCAUGGUAAUGAAAAUGUUCAAUGCUCCGGAAUCUGAUGGUGCGUGUGGUACCACCACCUCCGGUGGAACGGAAUCCCUACUGUUGGCCUGCCUCAGUGCUAAGAUGUAUGGACUGCGCAAAAAGGGCAUCCGCAAGCCAGAGAUCAUUGCUCCAACCACGGCCCACGCCGCAUUUGACAAGGCAGCUUACUAUUUCGGUAUUACCUUGAGACAUGCGCCUCUCGAUGCCAAGACUUUGAAAGUGGAUUUGACGAGGGUGCGCAGAUUGAUCAACAAAAACACCAUUUUACUUGUAGGGUCUGCUCCCAACUUUCCGCAUGGUAUCAUUGACGACAUUGAGGGACUCGGUAUGCUGGCCCAAAAAUACAGCAUACCACUACAUGUCGAUUGCUGUUUGGGUUCUUUUGUGAUAGCGCACAUGGAAAAAGCAGGAUUCAAGGAUUUACCACCAUUCGACUUUCGGGUGCCUCAAGUGACAUCCAUCUCAUGCGAUACACACAAGUACGGUUUUGCUCCUAAGGGCUCAUCUAUCAUUCUCUACAGAAACCGCGAACUACGCAUGCAUCAGUAUUUCUUGUCAUCAGACUGGGUUGGGGGUCUUUACGGGUCUCCCACUCUGGCUGGAAGCCGGCCUGGCGCUCUGGUUGUUGGCUGCUGGGCAACUAUGGUCCGCAUGGGAGAGCGAGGAUACGUCGACUCCUGCAGAGAAAUUGUUCAUACCGCCAGAAGACUCAAGAACUUCAUUCACGACAAUAUUCCAGAGCUUCAAAUCCUUGGUGAUCCUCUUUGCUCCGUGGUAUCGUUCACCUCUGACAAAAUAAAUGUCCAUGAGCUGUCUGAUCGGUUGGCUCAGCAGGGGUGGCACUUCAGCGCUUUACAAAACCCUCCUGCUCUACAUUUGGCAGUUACGUGGCUAACGAGACCUGUGAUGUCUGAAUUGACCCAAACCCUACAAAGUCUAGUCAAAGAGCUUAGCGCAAAUUCAGACCAAAAACCUUCUUCUAACGGCACUAGUGCUUUGUACGGUGUCGCAGGCAGUGUACAAACUAAAGGCGUGGUCGAUCGACUUCUCGUUGGAUUCCUCGAUACUCUAUACAAAACAAAGCAUGAAUUUUAA